Molecule: messenger RNA, 180 nt
Organism: Penicillium samsonianum
Lineage: Eukaryota; Fungi; Ascomycota; Eurotiomycetes; Eurotiales; Aspergillaceae
Exons: 1
Coding region: 1-180 (59 amino acids)
Source: RefSeq, a predicted model, not a curated record
AUGAUUGAGGGAGCUGGGGGGUAUGGUGGGGGUGGGAAUUGGGAGAAAGAGGCGCGAGAAGCGAAGGAAUUAAUUGAGGUUGAAGUUGGAGCCCCUAGGCUGAGGGAGAAGGACGGGGCCAGGCCAGCCAUGUUAACCACAUGCAAGAUUGGAGAGCUCCGCUUUGUGUUCCAGGUCUAA